AUGAUGGUCCCGAGAGCAUUCCUAUUCAGCUCGGCGCCGCCGCAGAAACCCUUUCAGUCUCAUGGAAUGAACCCAUCCACGCCGCCGGAUUAUUCUAGCCUUCUCUCUACCCCGAACACCGAAUCCCGCAGAUCGAUCAACACCAUCCCAGUGGUAAUUCCUCCAAAGCGUGGCUCGCGGACUCUGCCUCCACGUCGAGAGAUUCGUUCCCGGGCCUUAUCGAAAACAUCGGAAUCCUCUCAUCGGUCCUCUUCCAGCUCGUCCAGUGAUCGCCCCAUCCCUACGUCAUUUACUUUAAUGUUGGAUGCAACGGCUAUCCCUGUUCCGCGACGAAACUGGACCGCCCGCAGACCUCGGAAACUCCCUCGUGGAAAUCAUGUAGAAGACUUCAGUCGCAUGCUGCAGGAAGAUAUUGAGUCGAAAGAAGAGAGUUUCCUGGAUGGGGCCGCCUACUCCCCUCUUGACAUCCUGCUCAGCCCACCGGAUAAACUCCUGCCUUGCCACGAUUCGGAACAUGAAUCACCACCGUCAGUGAGAUCAACCUCAAGCGAUUCGAUACCCUCAUUAGACCAUGGCCUAGCAUCGCCAUCCAGUCUUCUCUCGCCGCCCACCCCUUCCAACCAUAGAAGUCCACCUGAGAGACGACAGCCUCGGUAUUCGAAUUGCGAGGAGUGUGACUUAGACCAUCCUCUCCUUAGAAACGAAAUUGAUAUCGAUGAACUCGAAUACAUCGAAAUCAAAAACGACAAUGGGCCUGCCACACCCGACGCUGUACCCGCAAGGCGAUCUGCGUCAUUUGGGCGCCUGGGAUCUAGUUUCAAGUCAAACCUCACAGCAUCUCUACGGGCCAUCAAAUCCGCUGCGCAGUCGGUCUCGACAUUUGCCACCCCUUCCGUCCAAACAGAGGAUUUCCUUACCCGGUCUCUUUUUACCAUCACCCCAGAGAUGACCGAUGAUCGCCGCCCUUUGCCGAUGCAAGAAACCCCUUCUCCAGCACUACGCCGCUACCUGAAUCCAUCUCCGAUGAAUCCGACUCCGAUGUCACCGGCCGAGAUGUAUGUCUAUCAUGAUCAUCCCCUCGACAAGCUACAGACCUCCAAAACGUGCCCCGUCUCGAUCCAAAUGCAGACAUAUCGCCGAGCCGGCGGCCGCGGGAACCGGCGGAGCCAUUUCCACAUCGCGAGCAAGGAUCAGAAAUUUGUCGCUUUCGACCCAGAAAAUCCACCCAUGUCGCGUCAGCGCGAAAUUCGUGAGAACAGCGAUUUCUUGCGCGUGGUGGUUCUCGAAAUGAACAUGCGCCGCAGCGGCAAACUCCGCGAUGACAUCCCCGCCCGUGCUCGCAUCUGGCUGCCAGCGCGCAAGACCAAUUCCCAUUUGUCGGGACAGUACGAAGACGGAGAUGACAACAACGCCGUUCCGACCCGAUGGGUGGGCGUCUCAGCCCAUUGA
Messenger RNA from Penicillium roqueforti, 1449 nucleotides. RefSeq lists its product as uncharacterized. The transcript has a single exon. Lineage: Eukaryota; Fungi; Ascomycota; Eurotiomycetes; Eurotiales; Aspergillaceae. The record is from RefSeq and is a predicted model, not a curated record. Bases 1 to 1449 code for a protein of 482 amino acids.